Molecule: messenger RNA, 576 nt
Organism: Arachis duranensis
Lineage: Eukaryota; Viridiplantae; Streptophyta; Magnoliopsida; Fabales; Fabaceae
Product: putative vesicle-associated membrane protein 726
Biological process (GO): vesicle-mediated transport
Cellular component (GO): membrane
Source: RefSeq, a predicted model, not a curated record
AUGGGGCAGCAAACUUUGAUUUACAGUUUUGUAGCCCGUGGCACUGUGAUCCUUGCUGAGUAUACUGAAUUUAAGGGAAAUUUUCAAACAAUUGCAUCUCAGUGCCUUCAAAAGCUUCCUUCCUCCAAUAAUCGUUUCACCUACAAUUGUGAUGGCCACACUUUCAAUUACCUUGCUGACAAUGGCUUCACCUAUUGUGUGGUGGCAAUUGAAUCUGCUGGUAGACAACUUCCUAUUGCUUUCCUUGAGCGUGUCAAGGAUGAAUUCAGCAAAAAAUAUAGUGGAGGAAAAGCAUCAACUGCUUCAGCUAACAGUCUAAAUAGAGAAUUUGGGCCAAAAUUGAAACAACAAAUGCAAUAUUGUGUUGACCAUCCCGAAGAGAUCAACAAGCUUGCCAAAGUAAAGGCUCAAGUUGCUGAAGUUAAGGGCGUAAUGAUGGAAAACAUUGAAAAGGUUCUUGAUCGUGGAGAGAAGAUUGAAAUGCUAGUCGAUAAGACUGACAAUCUUCGCUCACAGGCACAGGAUUUCAGAACACAAGGAACAAAAAUGAAAAGAAGAUGUGGAUUGAAAAUAUGA